Molecule: messenger RNA, 1137 nt
Organism: Planococcus citri (citrus mealybug)
Lineage: Eukaryota; Metazoa; Arthropoda; Insecta; Hemiptera; Pseudococcidae
Product: endothelial lipase-like
Exons: 7
Coding region: 15-980 (321 amino acids)
Biological process (GO): lipid catabolic process
Molecular function (GO): lipase activity
Source: RefSeq, a predicted model, not a curated record
ACGUGAACAGGAAAAUGUUUGUGCAUCUUGCUGCUAUAUUAUUUAUAAUGAUUCGACCUUCAAUCGAACAUUGUCCAGAUCCAGCUACAGAUUGCUGCAGCGAUAAGAUUAAAUUUUUUCUAUACACAAACGCAGAAAAACCACCAAAAGAAUUGAUUUUGGACGAACCAAAAACAAUCAAAGAUGUCAAAUUCAACAAAGGAGAUUUUAAAUUCAUGAUCCACGGUUUCACGCAAUGGAAAAAUAGUUUAGGCUGGCUAGUUUUACGCGAAGAAUAUUUCAAACAAAAGGACAAAAAUUGGAACAUAAUUUUUGUGGAUUACUCCCCAGUAGCGAGACGAGGCUGUUACUGGGAGAGUGCAGUUCCAAGUUUGGAACAAGUAGGCGAAUGUGGAGCUGAGUUACUAAGGCUAAUAUUUAAAGAGAAAAAAGAGGUGAAACUCGAUCGGUUCCACUUCAUCGGAUUUAGUUUAGGAGCUCAAGUCUGUGCUCAAAUUGCCAACUGCUUAAGACCCGAUAAGAUGAAAAUCUCACGUAUAACGGGUUGUGAUCCCGCAUUACCAGGAUUUUCUCUACCAGUCAGAAACUCAGACACCUUACUCAACAAAAAACAUGCGGACUUUGUCGACGUUAUUCACACAAAUAAAGGAAUGUGUGGAGUGCUGUAUUCCUCCGCACAUUACGAUAUAUACGCUGAGAAUGGCUUCUGCCAACCGGGAUGUGACUUCGAUGAUCCUUCUUGCUCUCAUGAUAGAGCAUUGAGCAUUUUUGCCGAAUCAGUCAAUUCAAAAACGAAAUUUUUCGCCAGAAAGUGUAAAUCGAAAGUUCUCCUGAUUUCUGUCAGCAAGUGCAAUGGUUCUCAUAAAGCUACCUUAGAAGUUGGGGAGCACUGUCCACGACCUAAAUCCGACGAAGAAGGAUUGUACCAUUUUCGCACAAAUGAUAAGCCGCCAUACGCCAAGGGACCACCAGAAUCGUAACCAUUUUAACAUAUUGAAGUGAAUAUUUCUGUCUUUGUAGGUAUGUGUAGUCUUAUUUAUUUCCAUCCAUCAAAAAAUUUUCCACGUACUAACCUAACUACCUACAUAAGUACUAAUAUUAGCGCAUCUACCUACAAUGUAUCAUAACAUACUCUUA